Messenger RNA from Biomphalaria glabrata, 1492 nucleotides. RefSeq lists its product as uncharacterized. The coding region runs from base 84 to 1184 and encodes 366 amino acids. The record is from RefSeq and is a predicted model, not a curated record. Gene Ontology annotation, cellular component: 90S preribosome; nucleus. NCBI's taxonomy places the organism in Eukaryota, Metazoa, Mollusca, Gastropoda, Planorbidae. The transcript has 7 exons.
UCAAAUGUUCUUGUAAUCUAUUUAUUGUAGAAAUUAUCUUAAAAAUAUCUUAUGCGUCAACACGGCUUCUUAGCUGCGUCAAAAUGGCGGACGAUUUGGAUGAUGAGUGGUGGUUAAAUGAAAAAAAAAAAUCUGUCAGUAUCAAAACAGAAAAAGUAGCAAAAGCUGAGGUUAAAAAGAAAUUUGCCAAUUUAGAUACUGAAAAGAAAUUAAAUGGCAAGGGGAAAAAAGUGAAGCCUACAAUUACAUCAGAAGCAAUUCAUCCUAGUGGCCCAAUCAAAGAAAUCAAGAAGAAGAAAAGAAAAUUAAGCCUAGAUAGAAAAGGUGUGACGUCAGAAACAAUACAGCCUAGUAGCACUAUACAAGAAAUAAAGAACAAGAAAAGAAAACUUAACUUAGAAGGAAAAGAUCUUGUAACAAGAAAGUUAGUCUGCAAAGAUGAUAAAAGAGAACACAUUGCAAAACAGAAGUCAGAAUCUGAAGAUGUUGCAACAAUGGAUGGUAAAAAACAAAAUAAAAAUAAUAAAUCUGGAAAGGAAAAGAAGAGACAAAGAAAAAAAAUAACUGAUGAAUCUGAUGAGACCCUCUCUAAACCUGGAACAGCGGAAGAUGUUAAGAUUAUGCUCACUAAGGCUUUGAAGGACAGAUUAGGAGCAGAAGCUUUUUAUGAUAUCCUGCCAGACACAGAAAAUGAUUACUACCCAGACAACAGUGAUUUGUUAGAGCCAGACAAAUAUCUUAGUUCUGUCCUCACUACCUGGAGGUCAGCAGUCAAGAAAAGUAUUUUUAUGAAGACUACAGGAAGUCCAUGCUUGCUGAUUGUAGCAAGUUCAGCUAUCAGAGCUGUGGAACUGAACAGGCAAAUCAAAGAAUUUCUAGAUGGAAAAUGUAAAGUUGCCAAAUUGUUUGCUAAACAUAUGAAGAUAGAGGAACAGAAAAAAUUUCUUUCAAAAACAAAUUGUCAAGUUGGAAUAGGCACACCUGGUCGCAUUUUGAUGCUUAUUAAACAAGGUGCUCUACAACUUGAAAGUUUGAUUGCUGUUGUCCUUGACUGGAACUGGAGAGACUCCAAAAUGAAGCGUAUGGCAGACAUUCCAGAAGUAAGACAAGACCUAGUUAGUCUAUUAAAAGAUUAUGUUUUAGAGACUGUAAGAGGGUCUUCUUGUAAGCUGGCAUUGUUAUGAUAUCCCUGAGAAUGAAUGUUUUUGCAUUUGCUGUACAAAAGUCUUAUUAAUAUUACAUUUUCAUUGACAUUUAUGUUGUAAGAAGAAUACUUGAAAAGAACAUAUGUUGAAUGAUAAAAGCACCAAUUGGCAAUUAUUUGCUCAGUUUUCUUGAGCAGUAAGAGUGAUAAAAGCUAAAUGUUGAUGAUGAAUCUGUUCAUGGUGAUUGUAUAAUUUCUACUGUCUGCCCAUUAAUGAUGAAUGAUUUUAUACUAUCGACUCAUUUUAUUAUGUAAGGAAAUAGACACUGAAUAAAUCUUAAAAGUUCA